Homo sapiens (human) is the source of this 8149-nucleotide messenger RNA. RefSeq names its product islet cell autoantigen 1 like (gene ICA1L). The record is from RefSeq and is marked validated. The coding region runs from base 344 to 1792 and encodes 482 amino acids. Gene Ontology annotation, cellular component: cytoplasm; acrosomal vesicle; endomembrane system. The transcript has 13 exons. Gene Ontology annotation, molecular function: protein domain specific binding. NCBI's taxonomy places the organism in Eukaryota, Metazoa, Chordata, Mammalia, Primates, Hominidae.
ACACGCGCGCGCGCGCGGCUUCUCGGGGCCUUGCUGGCCUCCUCGGUUCUCUGGGGGACCCCGGCCGCUGCCUGCGGCCUUCUUCCAGGCGAGGCCCUGCUCGGGGUUCUUCCGGCCUCCCCCCAGGCAAAACCCGCAAGGAGCGGUUUCUGGCGUGGCUGGGUCCCCUGCGGCGGAAGGGCGCCUCCCGGCCACGCUCGCUGUAGUGAAGGAGCGCGGCAGCCUGGGGCUCGUUUGGGUGAUUUCCCUCGGCGGUGGAGGUCGCUCCUAAUAGAGGCGGCGGCGGAUCACCCGAACAGCCUUCAGGUGCUUCCCUGCUGACCUCUUUUUAACGUGUCACUCCAUGGAUUCCUUUGGGCAACCCAGACCAGAAGAUAAUCAGUCAGUAGUCAGAAGAAUGCAAAAGAAAUACUGGAAAACUAAACAGGUCUUUAUCAAAGCAACAGGAAAAAAAGAGGAUGAGCACUUGGUGGCGUCUGAUGCUGAACUGGAUGCUAAACUUGAGGUUUUUCACUCUGUUCAAGAGACAUGCACUGAACUUCUGAAGAUAAUCGAGAAAUACCAGCUAAGACUCAAUGUUAUAUCAGAGGAAGAAAAUGAGCUAGGGCUCUUUUUAAAAUUUCAAGCAGAACGGGAUGCAACUCAAGCUGGCAAAAUGAUGGAUGCCACUGGCAAGGCACUUUGUUCUUCAGCCAAGCAAAGAUUGGCCCUGUGUACUCCUCUGUCUCGUCUGAAGCAAGAAGUAGCAACAUUCAGUCAAAGGGCAGUAUCUGAUACCUUGAUGACAAUUAAUCGGAUGGAGCAGGCACGCACAGAAUACAGAGGAGCUCUACUGUGGAUGAAAGAUGUAUCCCAAGAGCUGGACCCAGACACCUUAAAGCAAAUGGAAAAGUUUAGAAAAGUACAGAUGCAAGUGAGAAAUAGCAAAGCUUCUUUUGACAAGUUAAAGAUGGAUGUUUGUCAGAAAGUGGAUUUACUUGGAGCUAGUCGCUGCAAUAUGCUAUCUCAUUCGCUCACUACCUACCAGAGAACACUGCUUGGAUUCUGGAAGAAAACAGCUCGAAUGAUGUCCCAAAUUCAUGAAGCCUGUAUUGGCUUUCAUCCGUAUGAUUUUGUAGCUCUCAAGCAACUACAAGACACGCCAAGCAAGAUUAGUGAAGACAAUAAAGAUGAACAAAUAGGCGGUUUUCUUACUGAACAGCUCAAUAAGCUAGUUUUGUCUGAUGAGGAAGCAAGCUUUGAGAGUGAACAAGCAAACAAAGAUCACAAUGAAAAACAUUCUCAAAUGAGAGAAUUUGGAGCACCUCAGUUUUCUAACUCUGAAAAUGUUGCAAAAGAUCUACCUGUAGAUUCAUUGGAAGGAGAAGAUUUUGAGAAGGAAUUCUCAUUUCUGAACAACCUCCUAAGUUCUGGUUCUUCAAGUACUAGUGAAUUUACCCAAGAAUGCCAGACUGCCUUUGGGAGCCCCAGUGCCAGUCUCACAUCCCAGGAGCCUUCCAUGGGGUCUGAGCCCCUCGCUCAUUCUUCUCGAUUCCUUCCUUCACAACUCUUUGACCUUGGCUUUCAUGUGGCUGGAGCGUUCAACAACUGGGUCUCCCAAGAGGAAUCAGAACUUUGUCUUUCACACACUGAUAACCAGCCAGUGCCUUCACAGAGUCCAAAGAAAUUAACAAGAUCCCCCAACAAUGGCAACCAAGACAUGUCAGCCUGGUUCAAUCUGUUUGCAGACUUGGAUCCACUUUCAAACCCAGAUGCUAUUGGACACUCAGAUGAUGAACUUCUUAAUGCUUGACUGAAGUUAUAAUGUCACUUCAGUGGCCUUGAGACAUCAAUUUUGCAACGUAUUUCCUUCGUGGAAAGGAUUUAGAUUGUAACCCGCACACAAAAGCACGGUGUUUGUGAAUAUAACACCUGUCAGCCAACUUUAGACAGAUGGUAAAGACCACAUUUGAAUAAGUACACAUCUUUCAUAUCUUGGAUUUGCAGCUGUUGGUACUAUGUGGAAAAUAUUAGAAACUUCUAUGUGGAAAAUAUUAGAAACUACAGAGUUUGCGAUAUUUAGAUACUGAAAUUUAUGUCAAAAUAACGGCUAGGAAUAAUUCUGUCAAUAUGGAGUUGAGCUUAUUUCUUUGGAAACCCUUUUAAGUUGCCUUGCUGGCUGUGAGAAUUUUAUAUGUGGAUAACAAAGAUAGAUAGAUAGCAUGUAAAUUGGGUUGUGGUUUGGGGUCAGUUUUUAAAUGAAAUAGUAGCGAGGAGGAUUUUCUGUUUUGGAAAACACCAUUAGAACCAGACCAGCUUUGUUUUGGGUUAGAGAGAGUAAGAUUUGAGAACUCAGUUUGCUUUAAUGAAAUCACAGAGAAACUUGGUACUUGUUUUUCUUCAUUUGGAGGCUAAAAUGUAAUGUUUUUUCAUUCAUACAAAAUAAUGGACACUCCCUAAUUCCAUUAUUAAAUCUUGAAGGGGAAGUAGCAGGAUAAUUAAUUUGCUAAGCCCAUCCUCUGCAGAAACAGAAAAAUCUAUCUUCCCAUCUCCUAAAACUCAGAAUGCACAGUAAUACUUAAGGCUUGUACAAGUGUCUUCAGACCCACUUUUUCAUACACUUGCUAUAUAGUAGUAUGCAGUAUUUAUAUUAUUCCUGAAAAUAAAAUGAGGGGAGAAUAUUCCCUAAGCAACUGGCAAUAGUAUUCCUGAAAUACCUAGAAAUUUCUAUCUGAAUGAGGGAGACACUUAUGAACACCUUAUCCUUACAUAUAUUUGCAUACUUAUCUCAUAUUUUGUGACAUAAUUAUUUAACCCAGAAUACUUUCUGGCAGACAUACAGAAAGCUCUGUGUGAUCAAUAAGGGAGUGUCUCAUUUUUCUACUUCCCUCUUUCUGUGGGUGACAUGAUCUGAGGUUCUAUUUGAUUACUAAGCAAAAUCUGUUACCCCUACAGGGUUUAGAACCUAAGUAUUAGAGAGGAAGGCUAUUUAAUGGAAGUUAGUGUAAGCUGAUAAAAACGUAGCUACCGUACACACACAUCAAUCACUCAAUUUCCUGUCCUUUUAAAUUGCCCACCCUUUAAUUUUGAAGCAAUUUCCCAAGUGUGUGUUUGUUUUAUAUUUGUCAUCCAGUCCAUUGCAUUUCCAUAAGAAGACAUUUUGACUGGCUGGGUGCGGUGGCUCACGCUUGUAAUCCCAGCACUUUGGGAGGCUGAGGCAGGCGGAUCACGAGGUCAGGAGAUGGAGACCAUCCUGGCUAACAUGGUGAAACCCCGUCUCUACUAAAAAUACAAAAAAUUAGCCAGGCGUGGUGGCACGUGCCUGUAGUCCCAGCUACUCCGGAGGCUGAGGCAGGAGAAUGGCGUGAACCCGGGAGGCGGAGCUUGCAGUGAGCUGAGAUGGCGCCACUGCACUCCAGCCUAGGCAACAGAGCAAGACUCCGUCUCAAAAAAAAAAAAAAAAAAAAAAGACAUUUUAACUAAGUUAUUCACAGUAGCUUCCAUGUGCUCUUAGUUCUAUUCUAAACAGGCUUAUUUAGAAAAGGAUUGCUUGUAAUGUUUGUCAUGGUACAUAGAAAACAUUGGACCAGAGUAGGUAAAAUGCAGUCCAUGUCCCAUCCAUAGCCAUCUACAAUAGUAACUGCCCACAGGCUCUCCAGAAAACUACUACAAUGGCCAAGUACAGUAUAGGCUGGAAAGACCUUAUCUGAAGGUCAGAAACAUUGACUCAGAAAAAAGGUAUGAAGUCUUUCCAUAAAAUCUUUUCACAAUAUUACUCCUAUUUCUUUUAGAUUUUAAUGAGCCAUUACUUAUCUCUUCAGAAGACUUAAGUCUUCCUUUAUACUCAGUGAAAUUUCCCAGAAUGUAAUACUGUCACUGUUCUGCCAAGUUCCAAUCACCAAGAUCAUGAUUACGAAUCCCAAUCUGAAUUCUAUACCCAUGGUGACUCUGAUGCUCUCAACUUUUGAGUGCCUCAAAAAAUGCUAAAACUUUGGCUGGGCAUGGUGGCUCACGCCUGUAAUCCCAGCACUUUGGGAGGCCAUGGCGGGUGGAACAUUUGAGGGCAUGAGUUCGAGACCAGCCUGGCCAACAUGGUGAAACCCUGUCUCUACUAAAAAUACAAAAAUUAGCCAGGUGUGGAGGUACAUGCCUGUAAUCCCAGCUACUCAGGAGGCUGAGGCAGAAGAAUUGCUUGAACCCAGGCGGCAGAGGUUGCAGUGAGUCGAGAUUGCACCACUACACUCCAGCCUGGGCAACAGAGAGCGACUCUCUCAAAAAAAAAAAAAAAAAAAAAAAAAAAAGCUAACUUUAUGUCUUGAGAGUUUGUACCAUUUUUCUUUGUAGUGGUCACCUUGCUAAUGCAUUAGUUCUGAGAUAUUUAUCUCCCUCACAUGUGUGCAAGGAAGUCCCUGUUAUCGAAUACAGAUACUUUAACAAGCAGACAAAGCAGAAACCCAAAGUCCAUACUAGGAACACCCUAAAUUUUCCAAAAGCAAAAGUUCUCCCGAAAUGGAGACAUACAAGGGACUUUUAUUAUUCUGUUACUAGUUUCUAUAACAUUUCUUCUUUCAACAGAGUAUAUGUUUCCCAUUUAACCCAGAGCAACAUUAACUUCCUUAGCAAGUCCAGUUCUAACUUCCAACAAGUCCAACCACUGUUUUUGAAGAGCAUAUCAGUAACUAUAUUAAGAUGAAGGUAACCACAUUCGUAUUUUCUCAAGAUUAGUUAUUUGAAGCUCAGCAGUUUUUGUGGUCAGAAAGAAAUUUUGCUCUAUUAAACCAAUACUGCUAAUAUAAAAAACCACCACACUGAAGAAACGAGGGAAAGGACGGGAUAAGCACAGAACAGAGAAUGACUGGUUGCUUUUUGUCUCAAUCUAGAUAAUCCAUUCAAUAAGAAGUAAAUUAAUUAUCCUUAACCAAUGGUAGGCUGAGAACAACCCUCAAAAUAGAUAUUUUUUAUGUUAAAUGGGGAGAAAUAUCUAUACUUUAUGUUAUACUGGAUAAAAAUGUGUUUUAAGUCUAAAAAAAACCAGACGAGCUAAACUUUGCCUAGUGUGUCUACAACCAUUUUUUAGGAGACGCAGGAAUACCAGGGCAUAAUAAGAUCAGAUUGGUGUAAUUUUGUAUGUUUUUGAAAUCCUUCAUUAAUUGUAGAACCUUGAUAUGAUUAGAAACAAACUGUAUUUCAACAAACAGGUUUCAGUAUUUGCACACUGAAAAAGUGUUUUGUAUUUUAACUAUAAAUAUUUCACGUAUCUGUAUAGACCAUCUAGAAAUGUAGAGGUCUUACAGCAUUAGAACGAAGGAAGUUUACAUGUGCUCUAUCUAUUUUUCUGAGCCUCUUUUAAUAAAGAUUGCAAGAAGGCAUAAAACAAGAGUUUGUUUCCUGAAGUUUUUAGUACAAUUAUUGUUUUCCUAUUCAAAAACUUGGGUUUUACCUCAAGAUCAUAGUAUUAGGAAAGUACAUUGAGUUGAUACGGACAUGGGAGAACGAAAAUAAAACCAGGGCAAUUAAUAUCCUUGUAAGGCCAGGCGCGGUAGCUCACGCCUAUAUAACAGCACUUUGGGAGGCCAAGGCAGGCAGAUCACUUGAAGUUGGGAGUUUGAGACCACCCUGGCCAACAUGGUGAAACCCCAUCUCUAUGAAAAAUAUAAAAAUUAGCUGGGCAUGGUGGCAGAUGCCUGUAAUCCCAGCUACUUGGGAGGCUGAGGCAGGAGAAUCGCUUGAACCCGGGAGGUGGAGGUUGCAGUGAGCUGAGAUCAGGCCAUGCACUCCAGCCUGGGUGACAGAGUGAGACUCCGUCUCAAAAGAAAAUCCUUGUGAGAUGAAUUCGUUCUUAUUUCAUAUACAAGGGGACUAUGUAAGAUAUGGGAAAUAAUAUAAUGUACGUUAUUUAUGUAAAUACUUUCAGUAACAAAAACUAACAAAUAUCAAAAAUCUGAGCCUAGACACAAACAAUUAAAUAUAAGCCAUAGUAUGUAACCUGACUUAUUGAAGGCAGGAAUAAAAAGAAGAGAGCCAGAAUUGAUUCAGUUAUUUUUGUCUUCCAUAGUGUUGGCAGGGCCCUGCAUUUCUCUACCUUGAGCAAUGAAGCAGUCCCAGAAUUUUGGAAUAUAGAAAUUAGGAAGGAAAAACGAACUUUAAAAUAUUAAUUUAGUAGAACUGAAAGUAAUGCAUUUCAUGCAACAGUAAAGUGCUUAAACAUGGCAAAGAAAACUAAGGGACAAGAUAAGAAAAAUGGUUGGUAAAGAUGGGUCACAUCCAGAAGCCCAACAUAAGCUAUUUUUCCAUCUUUUUCUGUACCAUUUAAAAGACUACUAAAGAGUUCAAAACAAACUGUCCUUGGCAUUUAAAGUCAAAACAUGGUUCUUCACUCAGUGGUGUAAAUUAACUACUCAUUGGCCAAAGAGUAAAUACAAAAAGGAGAUGAAGUUCUGACUGGUGUUGUGGGUGAGAUUUUGCAGUGUAUGUUUUUACAUUUGUAGUGUACGUUUUAAACUUCCGGUUUUCUUGCUGCCUCAACAUCUCCACAAACAGGCUGUGAGCACCUGGCCCAGUGUGAUAUGGGUGGCCCCUGCCACAAGUUUCCCUUGCUACCUUGCCCAUGACCUAGUAACAUUUAAAUGCACCAGUGAAAUUCUCUUUUUCUUGUGUGCUUCUCCCUGACCCAAAGGCUCCUGCCCAUGUCUUAGGCCUCUCCGCUCCCCACCUGCUUGGCUGAGCCCCCUCCCAUGUGACCCCCUCUCAGCAUGCAGUGACUGGUCUCUCUAGGACCUGUGAGUAUAUUACAACUUUUUUUCCUGUGUCUCUCCUGUGAUAUCUCUUGUGGCUAAACCUCACUGACCAUAACCUAAAAAAACACAUACAAAAAACAUGAAAGAAAAAGUUGUUUCUUGAGCUGGCCUGGACGAACGGGGAGCCAGGGGCUCGACCCUGGCUGUUGGAGGCGCAGUGAGGCCUGGUCUCCGGCUGCCAGACCACGCUGAGCGGAGCGCGCGGCAGGCUCGCCUCAGCGCUGCGGGGAACGCGCGCGCCGCCGUCCGCGGUCGCCCGUAGGUGCCUGCACGCGUCGGGGUCACGGCCUUUGGCCGACAGGAGCGAGAAGACUCAGGAGCCGCCCCGCGCCUUCGAUCCGGCGCUGCUGGAGUUCCUGGUGUGCCCGCUCUCCAAGAAGCCGCUCAGAUAUGAAGCAUCAACAAAUGAAUUGAUUAAUGAAGAGUUGAGAAUAGCUUAUCCAAUCAUUGAUGGGAUUCCUAAUAUUAUCAUAUUAGGCAGCUAGGAUGACACAUCAAAGAAGCAAGAAGUGGAGCAGCGCUAGUUCAUAAUUUAAAAAAAUAAAACAGCCAACUCUUCUUAGUACCAUAUACCUUUUAAAACACAGUGGCAAGUAAUAAGCGGAAGAGAAGAAUCUUUCUGUCUCUUUCUACGUUGACUGUUCUUAUUCCACUGGUUUAUUUAGCAGGACUGUUCCACUCAGCCUCUGUAGAAGAAAACUUCCCACAGGGCUGCACUUGCACAGCUAGCCUUUGCUUUUACAGCCUGCUCUUGCCUAUUACCAUACCGGUGUAUGUAUUCUUCCACCUUUGGACCUGGAUGGUUAUUAAACUCUUCAUGCAUAACUGAUGCAACUAGAGUCAAUAUGCUGUAUAUAUUAAUGAUAGCUCUUGGGCAUCUAUCUCUGAAAGCUCAAAUGGAUGGAAUUUAGUUUGUGGGAAAGAGGCUUUGCUUUGAGCAUAUCAGGCUUAGGACUGUGGACGGCUUAAGUUGCAGACGCUUCUUUUAUUGUACUCUUGUUCUGCCCGUGUUUUUUGAAGGCUCUGACAUAACUGCUUUAUCAGAAGAAACAUUUUGACAGUGUCUUGUUGGAGAUAAACAUCCCUAAUUGACAUGUGAUGACUACUUCUUAUUCCAUUCAUCUAAGAGUCAUUGAAAUUUUGUUUUCUUUGUUUGUUUAGCUUCAAGGUCUUUGGUAGUCACAUGUUAGGGAUGACUGAAAUAAUUCCAAAGGAGUGAUGUUGGAAUAGUCCCUCUAAGGGAAAGAAAUGCAUUUGAACGAAUGUGAUAUAAAACCACAUAAUCAAAUAGAAAUUUCAUGUACUUACAAAAAUUUAGUUUGUAAAAUUACCUUCAUUUCUUUGACAUUAAAUGCUUAUAUUAGCAAUAAAGA